Molecule: messenger RNA, 2658 nt
Organism: Eubalaena glacialis (North Atlantic right whale)
Lineage: Eukaryota; Metazoa; Chordata; Mammalia; Artiodactyla; Balaenidae
Gene: HNRNPR
Product: heterogeneous nuclear ribonucleoprotein R
Exons: 11
Coding region: 147-2048 (633 amino acids)
Cellular component (GO): nucleus; ribonucleoprotein complex
Molecular function (GO): mRNA binding
Source: RefSeq, a predicted model, not a curated record
ACCCCGCGUGCUGCCGGGAUCGCGUCUCUCUCCAUGAGGGGGGGAGGGGGUGGCGCGCGCGCCAUUUCUAGUCGUUUUCAAAGCGCCUCGCGCUGAUUCUCACGGGCCCGGCCGCCGGCCCCAGCUCUGCCCCGCAGCAUAAUAAAAUGGCUAAUCAGGUGAAUGGUAAUGCGGUACAGUUAAAAGAAGAGGAAGAACCAAUGGAUACUUCCAGUGUAACUCACACAGAACACUACAAGACACUGAUAGAGGCAGGCCUCCCACAGAAGGUGGCAGAAAGACUUGAUGAAAUAUUUCAGACAGGAUUGGUAGCUUAUGUCGAUCUUGAUGAAAGAGCCAUUGAUGCUCUCAGGGAAUUUAAUGAAGAAGGAGCUCUGUCUGUACUACAGCAGUUCAAGGAAAGUGACUUAUCACAUGUUCAGAACAAAAGUGCAUUUUUAUGUGGAGUUAUGAAGACCUACAGGCAAAGGGAGAAACAGGGGAGCAAGGUGCAAGAGUCUACGAAGGGACCCGAUGAAGCAAAGAUCAAGGCCUUGCUUGAGAGGACUGGUUAUACCCUGGAUGUAACCACAGGACAGAGGAAGUAUGGUGGUCCUCCACCAGACAGUGUGUACUCUGGCAUGCAACCUGGAAUUGGAACAGAAGUCUUUGUAGGUAAAAUACCAAGAGAUUUAUAUGAGGAUGAGUUGGUGCCCCUUUUUGAAAAGGCUGGUCCCAUUUGGGAUCUACGUCUUAUGAUGGAUCCACUGUCUGGUCAGAACAGAGGGUAUGCAUUUAUCACCUUCUGUGGAAAGGAAGCUGCACAGGAAGCUGUUAAACUGUGUGACAGCUAUGAAAUUCGCCCUGGUAAACACCUUGGAGUGUGCAUUUCUGUGGCAAACAACAGGCUUUUUGUUGGAUCAAUUCCGAAGAAUAAGACUAAAGAAAACAUUCUCGAAGAAUUCAGUAAAGUCACAGAGGGUUUGGUGGACGUUAUUCUCUAUCAUCAACCCGAUGACAAAAAGAAGAAUCGGGGGUUCUGCUUCCUUGAGUAUGAGGAUCACAAGUCAGCAGCACAAGCCAGACGCCGGCUGAUGAGUGGAAAAGUAAAAGUAUGGGGAAAUGUAGUUACAGUUGAAUGGGCUGACCCUGUGGAAGAACCAGAUCCAGAAGUCAUGGCUAAGGUGAAAGUUUUAUUUGUGAGAAACUUGGCUACUACAGUGACAGAAGAAAUAUUGGAAAAGUCGUUUUCUGAAUUUGGAAAACUUGAAAGAGUGAAGAAGUUGAAAGAUUAUGCAUUUGUUCAUUUCGAAGACAGAGGAGCAGCUGUUAAGGCCAUGGAUGAAAUGAAUGGCAAAGAAAUAGAAGGGGAAGAAAUUGAAAUAGUCUUAGCCAAGCCACCAGACAAGAAAAGGAAAGAGCGCCAAGCUGCUAGACAGGCCUCCAGAAGCACUGCGUAUGAAGAUUAUUACUAUCACCCUCCUCCUCGUAUGCCACCUCCAAUUAGAGGUCGGGGUCGUGGUGGGGGGAGAGGUGGAUAUGGCUACCCUCCAGAUUACUAUGGCUAUGAAGAUUACUAUGAUGAUUACUAUGGUUAUGAUUAUCACGACUAUCGUGGAGGCUAUGAAGAUCCCUACUACGGCUAUGAUGAUGGCUAUGCAGUAAGAGGAAGAGGAGGAGGAAGGGGAGGGCGAGGUGCUCCACCACCACCAAGGGGGCGGGGAGCACCACCUCCAAGAGGUAGAGCUGGCUAUUCACAAAGGGGGGCACCUUUGGGACCACCAAGAGGCUCUAGGGGUGGCAGAGGGGGUCCUGCACAACAGCAGAGAGGCCGUGGUUCCCGUGGAUCUCGGGGCAACCGUGGGGGCAAUGUAGGAGGCAAGAGAAAGGCAGAUGGGUACAACCAACCUGAUUCCAAGCGCCGUCAGACCAACAACCAACAGAACUGGGGUUCCCAGCCCAUCGCUCAACAGCCGCUUCAGCAAGGUGGUGACUAUUCUGGUAACUAUGGUUACAAUAAUGACAACCAGGAAUUUUAUCAGGAUACUUAUGGGCAACAGUGGAAAUAGACAAGUGAGGGCUUGAAAAUGAUACUGGCAAGAUACGAUUGGCUCUAGAUCUACAUCCUUCAAAAACAAAAUUGGCUUAUCUGUUUCAUCUUUAAGUAGCAAUUUGCUGCCAUUUGUAUUGGGCUGAAGAAAUCACUAUUGUGUAUAUACUCAAGUCUUUUUAUUUUUUCCUCUUUUCAUAAAUGCUCUUGGACAUUAUUGGGCUCGCAGAGUUCCCUUAUUCUGGGAGUUACAAUGCUUUUAUCCUUUCAGGCUUCAUUUUAGCUUCAAAACAAGCUGAGCACACUGUUAAAUCAUGAUUUUGCAGAACCUUUGGUUUUGGACAGCUUCAUUUUUUGGAUUUGGGAUAGAUUACCUAGCAGUAUGGAGUAUGCUGUAAAUAAAAAUACAAGCUAGUGCUUUGUCUUAGUAGUUUUAAGAAAUUAAAGCAAACAAAUUUAAGUUUUCUUGUAUUGAAAAUAACCUAUGAUUGUAUGUUUUGCAUUCCUAGAAGUAGGUCAACUGUGUUUUUAAAUUGUUAUAACUUCACACCUUUUUGAAAUCUGCCCUACAAAAUUUGUUUGGCUUAAACGUCAAAGCCGUGACAAUUUGUUCUUUGAUGUGAUUGUAU